Messenger RNA from Ornithorhynchus anatinus (platypus), 966 nucleotides. RefSeq names its product catechol-O-methyltransferase (gene COMT). Bases 1 to 966 code for a protein of 321 amino acids. The record is from RefSeq and is a predicted model, not a curated record. Gene Ontology annotation, molecular function: catechol O-methyltransferase activity. Gene Ontology annotation, cellular component: membrane; dendrite; axon. Gene Ontology annotation, biological process: catecholamine catabolic process; dopamine metabolic process; developmental process. The transcript has 7 exons. NCBI's taxonomy places the organism in Eukaryota, Metazoa, Chordata, Mammalia, Monotremata, Ornithorhynchidae.
AUGCCGCCCGCACCCCCGGACGGGCCGCCCCCCACCCCGCCCUCGGACGGCGCCUUCCUGACGCGAGCCACGCCUCUAACCACGCCCCUCGCUCUGGCCCCGCCCCUCCAGGCCCUUCUUCUCGACCCAAGCCACGCCCCUUACGUCAUCUUUACAUGCCAGGCGGCCCCCCCACCCCCGGCAUCGCCCGCCAGCCCGCUGCCCCCGGGCCCGACCCCGCCGGCCCUACUGAUACGGCUCGCCCACCGCCAAGGCCCCACCGGCCCCUUCUGGAACGAGACCAUCCUGGAGUCGGCCGCCGACCUGCUCCGGGGCGACAGCAAGGAACGGAGGAUUCUGGGAUGGGUGCUGCAGCGGGCCGAGCGCGGCAACCCCCAGGGCGUCCCGGACGCCGUCGACGACUACUGCCGGCGCAAAGGGUGGGCCAUGAACGUGGGGGACGAGAAAGGGUCGAUCGGGGACGGCGCGGUGCGGGCGUGCCGGCCCACGGCGCUGCUGGAGCUGGGGACCUACUGCGGCUACUCGGCCGUGCGGACGGCCCGCCUGCUGGCCCCCGGAGCCCGCCUCCUCACCGUGGAGGGCCACCCCGACUUCGCGGCCAUCGCCCGCCGGCUCAUCCUCUUCGCCGGCCUGCAGGACAAGGUUCAGGUGCUGGAGGGGACCUCGCACCAAGUCAUCCCUCAGCCGAGGAAGAAGCGUGACGUGGCCACGCUGGACCUGGUCUUCAUCGACCACUCCAAGGACCGGUACCUGCCCGACACCGUUCCUGCUCCAGCGUGGUGUCCGGACGGCGGCCUCCUGCGUCCGGGGACGGUGCUCCUGGCCGACAACGUCAUCUUCCCCGGGGCCCCCGACCUCCUGAGAUACGUGCGCGGCAGCCGGCGCUUCUCCUGCACCCACCACCCUGCCCACGUGGAGUACCUGACCGUGCCCGACGGGCUGGAGGAGGCCGUCUUCCUGGGCUGA